UGUUAAAGUUUACAAGUAGUACCUGAAUGCAGCAAUAGGGGAGGGUAUGCGUCUGAUUCCUUCUGGGCAGUUUCAUGCACACCGCUGCUGCUACGCCAAGCCAAGGGCGAUUGUGGGAAGGAAACACGGAGGUCCUCCGUAUUUGAAAGUCUUCUUCGGCGAAGAUGGCAGCCAUCAGGAAGAAGUUGGUCAUAGUUGGUGAUGGUGCAUGUGGUAAGACCUGUCUGCUCAUCGUCUUCAGUAAGGACCAGUUUCCAGAGGUCUACGUCCCCACUGUGUUUGAGAACUACAUUGCUGACAUUGAAGUAGAUGGCAAACAGGUGGAACUAGCACUGUGGGACACGGCAGGUCAGGAAGACUACGACAGAUUGAGGCCUCUCUCCUACCCUGACACUGAUGUUAUCCUCAUGUGCUUCUCCAUAGAUAGCCCUGACAGUCUUGAGAACAUUCCGGAGAAAUGGACACCUGAAGUGAAACACUUUUGUCCCAACGUUCCCAUCAUACUGGUGGGUAACAAGAAGGACCUCAGGAAUGACGAAAACACACGCAGAGAGCUGGCCAAGAUGAAACAGGAACCAGUCAAGUCAGACGAAGGCAGAGACAUGGCCAACCGCAUCAGUGCCUUUAGCUACCUGGAGUGCUCGGCCAAGACAAAGGACGGCGUGCGGGAGGUAUUUGAGAUGGCCACCAGAGCGGCGCUGCAGGUUCGCAAGCGCAAGAAGAGGAGCGUAUGCCAGCUCCUGUAAAAGGACAGCUCGUGUGCCAAAUGGCCAGUCAGCACCCGAGGAAGGGCUCUCCACUACCACACUGCAGAUAGAGCAAAGGUGGAAAACAUCAGUGGCUUCCAUGGACGAUGCAGCUACGCCACUGAUGAAUAUUAAAGACUUGACACAACAGCAAAACAAAUCAGCCUUUGUAGGACUUUUCCUUUGCUUCUCACUGUUAACUUCUCUGUUUCUUUUCUUCCCUUCUCUGGCACACCAGCCUGUUGAUGUGAAGGACCUCCGCCUUCCUCCUUCCAAUGUUUGUAUUUAUAUGUGCAUUUACUUUACAAAUACAUCUCAUCUGCCUCUGAAAUGAGUGGUGAUAGAUUCCUCUUUUUCAUUUGAGUUCUUAACAUCUGUUUUUCUUUAAAUGAACAUGCCAUUUGUGUUACUCAAGCUUUCAGGCAUUUGUUGCGUAGAGGUGUUUUCCAUUACGUUUUCUGCAUUUCGAAUCUGCGUGACAGUGAAAGCUGCACCAUUUGAAGCAAGUAUUGUAGCAUGUGGUGAUAACAGGCACUGGAGUGGAGACAGUGGGCCAUUGUAACAGAUACAAUGCUUACGAUAUCUCGCCCUAACCACACACACACUGACUAAACAGCAUUAAUCUUCCUCUAAAAUGUCACGCCUGCCUAUCACUAAAAUGCAGGAUGCAUACAUCAUGGUGUCACUCUUACUAAAGACAAAUGUACAAGGCUCAAAACAUGCACAAAGAUACCCUAAUACUCAUGUGGUGUGUUAUAAUACCUUCAACUGACGACUCCAACAGUGCACAUAAUGAACAUGCCAUCCUCAUUUUGAAUAAUGACGCUGGAAACAUUCCCUUGACAUGGUUGAUUUAUAUAUACACCUGAUCAAAAUCUUAAGACCAGUUGAAAAAUUGCUAGAAUUUUCAUUUUGCACAUUUGGAUCUUACUGAGAUUUUAAGGUAGAGCUACAAUAUGCAAAAAGCAAUAAGGGGAGUGAGACAAAUAACAGUUUGAAAAGUUAUUUAUUGAAAACAAACAAAUAGAAAAGUUUAAGACCAUCACUGAAAAAAUAACUCUCCAAACCAGAACAAAACAUUUUCUCAGUAGGACUCAGUAAUGAGUAGCUCCACCGUUCUUGUUAAUCAAUUAAAAAAUUGCUUUGGGCAUGCUUGAUGCGAGUGUUUCCAGGAGGCUAGUGGGAACAUUGCUCCAAGUGGUGAAGAUGGCUUCACGAAGAGCAUCGACUGUCUGGAACUGAUGGUCAUUUUUAUAAACUUCCCUUGCCAUCCAUCCCCAAAUGUUCUCUAUGGCAUUUAAAUGAGGGGAACAUGCAGGAUGGUCCAAAAGAGUGAUGUUAUUCUCCCUGAAGAAGUCCUUGGACAAGCGAGCAUUGUGAACUGCAGCGUUGUCCUGUUGAAAAACCCAGCUGUUACCACACAGACGAGGGCCCUCAGUCAUGAGGGAUGCCCGCUGCAACAUCUGCACGUAAGCGUUUGUCGUUUGAUGACCCUGCACCACCUGAAGCUCCAGUGCUCCACUGAAUGAAAAAGCACCCCAGAUCAUGAUGGGACUGCCCCUCUACUGUGCCGGGUAGAAAACAGCUCAGGUGGGAUCUCCUUGUCAUGCCAGUAACGAUGGAAGCCAUCUGGACCGUCGUUACAUUUUUUCUCAUCAAAGAAUAAAACCUUUUUUCCACCUUCAAUGUCCCAUGUUUGAUGCUCCCUGGCAAAAUCUAAAUGUCUCACUCCCUCUUCUUGUUUUUACGUAUUGUAGCUCUACUUAAAACCUCAUUAAGAUCCAAAUGUGCAAAAUGCAAAUUCUAACAAUUUUUCAACUGUUCUUAAGAUUUUGAUCAGGAGUGUACACAUGUGAAUGAUGUAAUAGAAAUAAAGAAGUGGAUGUAAAAUUGGAAUUCAUAUUGUAUCAACUCUUGAACUUUUAAUUCCAACACAUGUACAUGCUUUGGUGGUUUUCCUAAUGUUAUACUUUUCAUUUAUGGUUCACUCCUCUGAGUUGUAUUUCCCAAGAACUUAGGGUUCUUGUGCCCUCCAGAGGUUACCUUUACGAUUUACAAAAAGUGAAUGAUCCCGCCAUCCUUCAACACUAAUAAAAGUUUUUUUUAAAGAGAA
Molecule: messenger RNA, 2859 nt
Organism: Dunckerocampus dactyliophorus (ringed pipefish)
Lineage: Eukaryota; Metazoa; Chordata; Actinopteri; Syngnathiformes; Syngnathidae
Product: rho-related GTP-binding protein RhoA-D-like
Exons: 5
Coding region: 165-746 (193 amino acids)
Biological process (GO): small GTPase-mediated signal transduction
Cellular component (GO): neuron projection
Molecular function (GO): GTPase activity; GTP binding
Source: RefSeq, a predicted model, not a curated record